Molecule: messenger RNA, 1898 nt
Organism: Hypoxylon fragiforme
Lineage: Eukaryota; Fungi; Ascomycota; Sordariomycetes; Xylariales; Hypoxylaceae
Product: ubiquitin 3 binding protein But2 C-terminal domain-containing protein
Exons: 1
Coding region: 742-1413 (223 amino acids)
Source: RefSeq, a predicted model, not a curated record
CUCGCAUUGCAGAUUGACAUGAUGGGGUUUUCUAUCUAUCUUCGUGGAACCACGAGAACGCCGCUCGGGUGACUGCGUCGAUUUCGACAAGCGACACAUGUUUUGUCGAAAGGAUGGCUUACAGGUUUCUGGCGCACGAAGGAUAUUCCUUGUUUCUUACUACCUAGAUAUGCGAUGUAAUGGAGAUACAAUGGGGUUUUAGGCUGGGUGCAGCUCUAGAGCUUGGGGCGGCUUAAGCUUGAUCGUGGGCUUUUGCCAUGGAAACCUUUUGUCAUGUUGAUGAUGUGUGCUAGGUUAGUUGGGUAGGCAGGGAGGUGAGUAGGAUGGCCAGGAUAAACAGUGGCUGCAUGAGCAACCCUUCGGGAAAUUCUGCAGGACACUGCAUUUGCUAAAUCCUCCUCUCAUAUUGCAAUAUACUAUCGACGCAUUGUAUAUCUUGCAGGGAACCAGUAAAGAUGAGCUGAGGUUUCGUCCCAAUGACAGACGCAAUCCUUGGUCACCUGGGCAGCGAUAGGGAUGAGGCGAGACAUUGAUAUUGGAGACCGAUUUUGGUAAGAGAUUGCUAUCGCACACUGUGCUUGGAAGCAUGUGCAAAUUCAGUUCAGUAUAAGAGCAUUGGAUUCCCAUGAUCAUGAAGAAGUCAAAGUCUACUCAUCCUGCGUCAUCUCAGCCCUUCCCUCCAGGACAAUACACCUGCUACGCCCACUUGUCGAUUAUUGCACCUUCUGGAAAACCAUCGUGAUGUACACCCUACUCUACCUCGCUGUGCUAUUCAGCACAGCCACCGCAGCCCCCUUCGAACUCAUCUCCAAACGCCCUCUCCAUGAUAACCAAUGGAAGCGCGACAGCACCACCAACUGCCCGGCCUACCUCCCGGACGGGGAAUACGAGUUCCCGCACUACAUCACCUGGAUUUCGCAGCAGCAGCCUGACCGCGCUUUCGGCUCCCAGUACGAGGGCCGCGUGACGCCGGGCGACAUCUCGUCCAUCUUCAGCUUCGACGUGCCCGCCUCCCGCGCCGACGCCAACUGCACGCUCGAGUUCCUCUUCCCCCGCCAGGACCAGCUCUCCUCCUCCAGCUUCACGUACGAGGGCCCCGGCAACUUCCAGUUCACGGGGUACCUCGCGGGCAGCUGCCCCGGCCCCGAGACGACGUUCAAUAACCAGCCGACCCCUGGCAUGUUCCCGCCCUUCCCACCGAUACACAUGGAGCCCGGGUUCGCGUACACGCUCGAUGUGGGGCCCUGCACUUUUGCGGCGGGGACGUGUGUUGCCGGAGGUGAGCCCGGAGAUUUUAUCUUCCCUUUUUCCUUACAAAAACUCCGAAUUCCUGCCUGCCUGCUUACCUACCCCUAUUUCUUUUUUUUUCCCGAAAGAGAAAGGGAAAGUGCUAAUAAUGGCUGCGUGCGUUAGUGACUUCGUCGAUUGACACGACCUUGGAGUUCUUCCAGGACAUGGAUGAUUGCCCGAUUGGGAUUUACAAUACUUAUAGUUACGGGCUGCCUUGUGAUCCGGAGCAUUGUUAGUAAGGGGGUGAGGCUUUUGGCCCUGUGGAACGGGUUGGCGGGUUUAAUUUUGAUAUCAUGGUAAUGUACUUAGGUUGCUUAUGAGGUAUAAAGGAAUGAACUAAAGGACCGGCAUCAGAAGAUUGAAGAAUGAGUGUGUCCAGUGUUGGUUGCAGAUAGAUAGAUCGCGGUAUACUACUAUACACAGAACAAGCUCAAGCCAUGAUAGACUUCUUGAUAAUAAGCUACGUGGUACCGAUUCGGCCUGUCGAUGCUUGGAUUUGUGCUCUGGUUACGCGCCCGAGGUUCCACGGGUCUGUGCUCAAGACACUACGGACGUAAGGGAUACUUCAGCGUCUCUUGAGUAGCCAAGGGGAGGAGGGGGAUAACUGC